Messenger RNA from Aspergillus steynii IBT 23096, 1288 nucleotides. RefSeq names its product SET domain-containing protein. The transcript has 2 exons. The record is from RefSeq and is a predicted model, not a curated record. Gene Ontology annotation, molecular function: protein binding. Lineage: Eukaryota; Fungi; Ascomycota; Eurotiomycetes; Eurotiales; Aspergillaceae. Bases 74 to 1180 code for a protein of 368 amino acids.
UCUCAGUGCCGCAAAUUUUAGAAUCCACACCCACUCCUGACAGCCCCCCUAAGUCUAACAACUCAACUCAACCAUGCAAUCACCAACAGCAACAACCACAACAGCAGCAGCUGAACAAAGACUGCACAUCACAACAGACCACCUGACAAAUGUCACGAUAAACACUUCUCAAGAACCUUGGCUCCACGCUUAUCUCUCUCAAAGCACGCACCCAAUCAAAGGCCGCCAACUCGUCGCCUCGCACCCCAUAGCCAAAGGCGAACUUCUCCUAAUAGACACACCUUACGCUGUAAUUCCCGUCGUUGACGAUCCCGCCUCAAGUCCGGAUGUCCUAUGCAGCAAUUCCAAAUGCAAUCGGAAGAUUAUUAGUGCGUCUGCGUCUGCGUCGACGGAGCCGCGAACACGCACCUCGUGCCCAAGCAACUGCGUCCCCGAUGUAGCGUGGUGUAAUGAAGCCUGUCGAGCGGCCGACCAAGCCCGUCAUGGGUUCGAGUGUACCUGGUUGAAGAAGUACGCGGCCUCGAUACGCUCGAAAUGGGGCGAGUAUGAUUUCGGGAUGCUUUGGCUUAUUGUGCGGAUAUUGGCCACGAGGUCUGUUGAGGAAGUCGGCAGUCUAGAGUCGACACAACGCUUCAAGGCCGGAUGGAGCGCUAUUGAGUCGCUUUGUGGUUCCCCUGAGACGUGGGCGCACUCGCAGGUGCGUGAGUGGAGCACGCUGGUAAAGAAGUAUAUGAGGACUUCCGAGUCGUUGCCGCAUGGUAUGAGCGCGGAUGAUGUCCUGGCGCUUAUUUGUCGCGAAGAGGCCAAUUCUUUUGGCCUGUAUCCGAGAGAAACGGGGAUUCUUUCGCUCUCGGAUACUUCGCUUGAUAGGGGGGAGCAGUUCGCUGCAGCUGUGUACCCUCGCGCUGCUAUAGCAAAUCACUCGUGUAGCCCGAAUAUUAUCCAUAAGCCUGACAACAACGGCAGAAUGGUGUUUGUUUCGUCGCGCGAUAUCCAAGCCGGCGAAGAAUGCUGUAUAUCCUAUUUCGACUUGACGGAGUUUGUGGAACUGAGCGCACGACGGGAACAUCUACAAAAGUCCUUCAGGUUUCUAUGUAAAUGUGAAAGGUGCCUCGGGGAAGAGACACCGGAAGAAGACAACAGCUGGGAUGCAUUCCCGGCGAUGGAUGAUGACGAAUAGACGACCUGAACAUACGACCUUUCAAGAAUAUAGAGCCAAGAUCGAUAUACUUGGCACACAAUGGUCAUAUAAAGCUUCACUAAAUGAACACAUACGAAUAGACACUUG